AUGGCGGACGUUGUACAGUACAGGCUCGAGCGCAUGGUCAACGAGCUCGAGGACCUUGAGCGACGAGGCCUCUUCUCUCGCCAGGAAAUUGCGGAGGUCGUGAGGCAAAGGAGGAAGUUCGAGUACAGGCUCAAGCGUCCGAGCCCUCUCAAGCAGGACUUUCUGGCUUAUAUUGAGUACGAGAAGCAGCUGGAUGCUCUCCGCCUCUCCGCAAGAAGGCGGUGGCUCGGGGGCUGA
This is a messenger RNA of Thlaspi arvense, 237 nucleotides long. NCBI's taxonomy places the organism in Eukaryota, Viridiplantae, Streptophyta, Magnoliopsida, Brassicales, Brassicaceae. The record is from the annotation of a GenBank genome assembly.